Molecule: messenger RNA, 855 nt
Organism: Phragmites australis (common reed)
Lineage: Eukaryota; Viridiplantae; Streptophyta; Magnoliopsida; Poales; Poaceae
Exons: 1
Coding region: 78-581 (167 amino acids)
Source: RefSeq, a predicted model, not a curated record
CCUCAAAAACUUCUUCAGAGCAAAGAAAAAGAAAAGGAAAAGAGCAAGUGCGAGAGAAAAGAGAUAUCCCUUAGACAAUGGCUCUUAUAGCCGAUGAACUCAAGGCCAAGGCUGAGGUCUACUAUGGUGAUGAGAUAUGCCAACAGUGUACCAAGCUCUUGCUCAAGGAAGCAGGCCUCCCCAAUGGUCUGCUUCCCUUAAAGGACAUAAUGGAGUGUGGUUAUGUUGAGGAAACUGGAUAUGUAUGGCUCAAGCAAAAGAAGAGGGUGGACCACGUCUUUCAGAGUCUAAGAAGGCUGGUCUCUUAUGGCACCGAGAUCACCGGCUAUGCAGAGAAGGGCAGGAUCAAGAAGGUCAAAGGGAUAAAGACCAGGGAGCUCAUGGUGUGGGUCCCAGUGGAGGAGAUUGCCCUUGAUGAAGCAACAACUGGGAAACUUAUCUGCAAGAGCAUUGCUGGGAUUUCUAAGACCUUCCCUGCAUCAGCUUUCCAUAUCCCAGAGAAGGAGAAUGAGAAGAUGAACUGUGCUGCACCAAAACCAGUAGUCCUAAUGGAGAGAACACAAGUUGUUAAAAACAACUGAUCCUUACACCAUCCACUGGGCUUUGGGUUCAUGAUCAUCAUCAACUCUUCAAUCCUAUAUACUUUAUUGUUUGGGUUCAUGGUGUGGGUCCCAGUGAACUAGUACUUUACUGUUUGUUUAUGUACUUCAAAGGUGGUAACCUUAGUUCUUCCUAUAUACUGCUAUUGUAUGAAUGCCCUGGCAUCUAUUGUCCUGUAAGACGACCACCCAACUUCCUUUCAUGUACUAUAUAGCUCUAUAUUACUAAUAUGAAGCAUGUCGUGGACUUCUAUGA